Bipolaris zeicola 26-R-13 is the source of this 1080-nucleotide messenger RNA. RefSeq lists its product as uncharacterized. The record is from RefSeq and is a predicted model, not a curated record. Gene Ontology annotation, cellular component: Rab-protein geranylgeranyltransferase complex; cytoplasm. NCBI's taxonomy places the organism in Eukaryota, Fungi, Ascomycota, Dothideomycetes, Pleosporales, Pleosporaceae. The coding region runs from base 1 to 1080 and encodes 359 amino acids. Gene Ontology annotation, molecular function: Rab geranylgeranyltransferase activity. Gene Ontology annotation, biological process: protein geranylgeranylation. The transcript has 3 exons.
AUGGCAAGUCACGGUAUAGCACGCGGGACAGGUCCUGUUGUGCGUUCUGAGGAGGCUCGACAGAAGGAGCUUGAGCAGAUUGCGCAGUACAAAGAGCUGGCAGAUUCGGUGAAUACAAAGAUUGCCGAGAAGCAAUAUACAAUCGAAGCCCUCGGCCUAGUCACAAAGCUGCUAAACGAGAACCCCGAAUACUACACAAUAUGGAACCACCGCAGACGCGUCUUGAUGACUCUGGUGAGAGCAGAGACACCCGGACAGCCCCCACACGGCUUGCUGCAGGAUGACUUGCAACUCACGUUUGCACUGCUCCGAAAGUUCCCCAAGUGCUACUGGAUAUGGAACCAUCGCAACUGGCUCCUGCGCCAGGGAGAGGCUUUGAUGGGAGUAGAAGCAGCGCACAAGCUCUGGUUAGGAGAGCUGCAACUCAUAAACAAGAUGCUGCAUGCGGACAGUCGGAAUUUUCAUGCUUGGGGCUACAGACGUAUUGUGGUAUCAGAAAUUGAACGCUUGACCGCAGAUUCUGAGCCUACAACUGGGAACCCUCCAAAGAGUCUCGCCGAAUCCGAGUUUGAAUAUACCACCAAGAUGAUCAAGACCAACCUAUCCAACUUUUCCGCUUGGCACAACCGCAGCCAGCUUAUACCCAAAAUCCUCCUUCAACGUAACGCAGAUUCCAAAGCACGUCGUGCCUUCCUCGAUUCAGAGCUGUCUUUGAUAUGUGAAGCCAUCAACACCGACCCGUUCGACCAAUCCAUAUGGUUUUACCACCAGUACCUCCUCUCAGUUUUGUCUCCUUCGUGUCCAACAAACCACCUGGUUGUCCAAGAUUUGACUAAUGGCGAGCGGCAAAAGUACUACGAGAAUGAGAUGGAAUAUAUACGGGAGAUCUUGGAGGACGAGGCGGAUUGCAAAUGGAUAUACGAGGCGCUCCUUGGGCUUGCAGAGGCAUACCUAGAAGUCGAUGUUGGCACAGGGACGUUUACGACAAAGGACAUGAAGUCAUGGCUAGGCGAGCUGAAGCGACUGGAUCCGUUGCGGCGAGGAAGGUGGGAUGACUUGGAGAGAAGAUUGAAUCUCUGA